CUGAUAUCAUAACCUCAUUAUUCUUGUGUCGACAAUCAAGCAUGAGUAUCAUAACCGGUCGCAAAACAAGUUGGAAUUUCGUUCUAAACUAAAAGUUGAACCAGUUAAUCCACUCACAAUGGUGAAAUUAACGCCGGAAUUGAUAGAACAAUCGAUGCAAUAUAUUAAUCCUGUGCGCGAUCGUGAAUUAGAUCUCAGAGGAUACAAAAUACCCACCAUCGAGAAUCUGGGGGCGACUUUGGAUCAAUUUGACACAAUAGACUUUUCUGAUAAUGAUAUACGUAAGCUGGAUGGAUUCCCACUUUUGAAAAGAAUACAGACCUUGUUUUUUAAUAAUAAUCGCAUUGUCAGAAUUGCGGAAGGAUUGGAGCAUUGUAUACCAAAUUUGCAAACUCUGAUGUUAACUGGCAAUAUGAUACAAGAACUGGGGGAUCUAGAGCCUUUGAUACAACUAAAGAAUCUUCAAAGCUUGUGUCUGCUCCAAAAUCCAGUAUCAGCUAAGCCACACUACAGACAAUACGUUAUAUAUAGAUUUCCACAACUGAAAUUACUUGAUUUCCGGAAAAUCAAAUUGAAAGAACGUGAAAUGACAGUAGAAUACUUUAGAAGUCAUCGUGGUAAAGAAAUGGCACGUGAAAUAGCAAAGAAGGUCAAAGCACAAACGGCGGGUGCAGCUGCGGAUAAACCUCUGACCACACCUGAGGAGCGUAACAAAAUUCGUGAGGCUAUUACAAACGCAUCUUCCUUGGAAGAGGUACAAAGACUCAGCAAAUUGCUGCAGUCUGGACAUAUACCGGGUGAAGAGCGAUUGCAAAAUGGAAGCGGAGCUGUAGAACCCAUGGAAGAGGAUGAUGAUUGAGUAACUUGUUUUCUGUGUUGUAUUUAUAAUAUAAGCCUGAUGAAAAAACAUGAAGCAUCCCAUUGUAAGUAUGCAGUUAUGUGGAGUAGGAUGUGAUAUUAUGUAUAUGAUGCUGAUAAGAAAUUGUAUACUACACAGAUAGCAUCUUUUUCAAGAACACUCAUAUUGAUUUUUUAAAAUAUAAAUAAAGAUAAAAUGAUAAUUU
Nylanderia fulva is the source of this 1064-nucleotide messenger RNA. RefSeq names its product small nuclear ribonucleoprotein polypeptide A'-like U2A (gene U2A). NCBI's taxonomy places the organism in Eukaryota, Metazoa, Arthropoda, Insecta, Hymenoptera, Formicidae. Gene Ontology annotation, molecular function: U2 snRNA binding; protein binding. The record is from RefSeq and is a predicted model, not a curated record. Gene Ontology annotation, biological process: mRNA splicing, via spliceosome. Gene Ontology annotation, cellular component: U2 snRNP.